GCCAACUUCAAAAGCCUCUCUGCCUGCCCCUCAGCCCUGUCCAAGGAAGCCCCAUCAACCGGUGGAGGACCUGGUGUGGCUGCCAGUUGCUUUGCUUCACUGGCCACCAGAGGACCCCAGGACCAUGUGUGUGGCCUGCUGGAGGGAGUGAGGGAGGGCCAGACCCUGAGAGGCCUAUGGUGUGCCCCAGGCCCACUCUCUGUGCACUACUACUGCUGGUGUGUCUGGGGUCUGCUCUGGGCUGGGCUGGGCCCCAUUCCUGCAGCAUCCAUGAGCUACUCCGCCACUAUCAAGCCAUCAUCUUCCAGGACUUGCAGGCUGCCAUGCGGUGGGCAGGGACUGAAGCCCAUCGUAUAGAGCCAGGCCCAGUACACCACCACUUCAUUCAGAAAAACCUGACUGGAGCUGGUGGAGGGCAGGGAUGGCUUCAGGCCUCCUGUGAUGCCCAGAAGAAGCGCAGUAUCUUAUUGUCCAUUGAGUCCUUGGGCCAGACCCUUUGUGGGAACAAGGCUGGGGUCCCCCGCAAUGCCCUGGAGAAAGCAGCAUGGACUGUGGCAGUGCGCACUGAGGCGGUGAUGCUCAGACACUGUCGGACAUCCCGAAAGCAGAUUUCACGGCCCAGGACUAACCCUGUACAGCAUCGCAUUGGCAGGAAGCGUCUCCUGCUACGUGCCCUGUAUUCUGUCGCCACCUGCUGGGAGAAGCUUUUCGCUCUGCAUGCCAUGGCCACCAGAGGAUUCUAGCACCGUCCUCCCCGAUCCCACCUCAGGAGACUGGGAACAAACUGUGUUUGGUUCAUGUUCUGAUGGCGGCCCCUCCCUUGUCUCUGCUCACACUCAAGGGCCCAGGAUUUGGAGGAGAUAGCACCCUUCUCCGUGGCUGUCUCCUAGAGUGUCCA
Molecule: messenger RNA, 898 nt
Organism: Nannospalax galili (Upper Galilee mountains blind mole rat)
Lineage: Eukaryota; Metazoa; Chordata; Mammalia; Rodentia; Spalacidae
Gene: CUNH20orf204
Product: chromosome unknown C20orf204 homolog
Exons: 4
Coding region: 177-743 (188 amino acids)
Source: RefSeq, a predicted model, not a curated record